UGAACGGACUGCCCGUGCGCUGCGAUCAACCAGCACAUCCACCCACCCAUACACACACACAGUUUUACCACACACACACACUUGAGUAGGACACCGGGCAGAGCGCGUACCGCCGAUCAUCUCCUCCCUCCCCUCAGCAGCAGAUUGCUGUGCCUCUGACGACAGACAGUCACACAUGUUGUGAGCGCGAGGCUGUGGAGAGACUGCAUCAAGGAGCGAGGACGGCAUGUUCGCUUGCAUCGGGAACGGUGCGUAGGAGUUGUUCUCUCUCUACCUGCCAUUUGCAUUCCUUCUUUAUUCUCCACGUUGAUCCUCGGACGAGUGCGGGCGCACAGGGAGUCCCAUUACCGAGGGAGGAUCGCGCUGCGUGUGUGAGCGUGUGUGUGGGUUAAAAAAAACUACAGCUGUCAUCUUAGAACCGCGGCACUGCUGUUGUGGAGAAAGUCGUUGGAAAUCUGCAAGAAACGGGUGGCUGCUAUAUUUUCUUCUACCCCCUCUCUUCAAUUUUUUUUUUUUAAAGCUUUCUUUUAAGGCGAUGGACUUGAGAAAGUGCGUCUAAAUUUCAGUGUUGGUGACUGGGAGUUGCCGUCGGGGAGAAAUGCGAGAGGAUGCUUGGAAGCAGUGAAGGAUACAGCAGGUAACCGAUAAGAUGGCGGCCAGGGAAGCGACUGGGCACAGCUACCUGGUGGCUUUCUGGCAGCCCAUUCUGAUACUGAUGCUUGGCGCCGUGCUGUCUGGCUCCACUACAGGCUGUCCAUCCCGCUGUGAGUGCAAUGUUCAAGAGCGCUCUGUGAUGUGCCACCGCAAAAAGCUCAUGACAGUUCCCGAGGGCAUUCCAGCAGAAACAAAACUGCUGGACCUGAGCAAGAACCGCAUCAGAACCAUCAACCCAGACGAGUUUGCCAUGUUUCCCAACCUCGAAAACCUGGAGCUCAGUGAAAACACGAUCUCCACCAUUGAACCUGGAGCAUUCAAUAACCUUUACGGUCUGCGGACAUUAGGGCUGCGUAGCAACAAGCUCAAGCUGAUACAGCUUGGGGUCUUCACAGGCCUGAGCAAUCUCACACAGCUGGACAUAAGUGAGAACAAGAUUGUCAUCCUGUUGGACUACAUGUUCCAGGAUUUGUACAACCUGCGGUCCUUAGAGGUUGGUGAUAAUGACCUUGUUUUCAUCUCCCACCGAGCUUUUCACGGGCUUAGUAGCCUUGAGCAUCUGAGUCUUGAGAAGUGCAACCUGUCCUCCGUACCAACAGAUGCUUUUACACACCUUCACAAUUUGAUCACGCUCAGGCUGCGUCUCCUCAAUAUCAAUGUGAUACGGGAUUAUUCCUUCAAACGGCUCUACCGGCUGAAAGUGUUGGAAAUAGCCAAUUGGCCUUAUCUGGAUACGAUGACUCCAAAUUGCUUGUAUGGAUUAAAUCUCACCUCCCUGACCAUUGCAAAUGCCAACCUGACAACAAUUCCUUAUGUUGCCCUGCGGCACUUGGUCUAUUUGCGCUUUCUUAAUCUCUCCUAUAACCCUAUCCAUACCAUUGAGGGGAAUAAGCUUCAUGACCUUCUGCGUUUGCAGGAAUUUCACCUGGUUGGAGGCAGACUGGCAAUGAUUGAGCCCUACUCUUUCCGUGGUCUAAACUACCUGAAGAUCCUAAAUGUUUCUGGAAACACUCUAACUACUUUAGAGGAGUCUGCUUUCCAUUCAGUCGGCAACCUCGAAACCCUUGCCUUGUAUGAUAACCCCCUGGCCUGUGACUGCAGACUGUUAUGGGUUUUCCGACGACGCUGGAGACUGAACUUCAACAGGCAGCAGCCUACCUGUGCCUCCCCUGAGUUUGUCCAAGGCAAAGAAUUCAAAGACUUUCCAGAUGUCCUGCAGCCAAACUACUUCACGUGUCGCAAGUCUAGGAUUAGGGAUCGCAAAGCUCAGCAGAAAUAUGUUGACGAGGGAGCCAUUGUUCAUUUCGCUUGCCAAGCAGAGGGAGAUCCUUCUCCAGUGAUAAUGUGGCUAUCUCCGCAAAAGAAGUUCAUCACCUCCAAGACAAUUGGAAGGCUUUCCGUGUUGCCAGAUGGUUCCCUGGAGGUUCGAUAUGCCCAGACCCAAGACAAUGGUACAUAUGCGUGUAUAGCUAGCAACGCCGGCGGAAAUGACACCUCCCCUGCUCACCUUCACAUCCAUAGCUACUCGCCUGACUGGCCACAAAGGUCCAACAAGACUUUAGCCUUCAUCUCCAACCAGCCCGCUGAAACUGGUAAUGGUACACGAGCCAAUGCGCCUUUCCCCUUUGAUAUUAAGACGUUGAUCAUUGCCACUACAAUGGGCUUCAUCUCUUUUCUCGGUGUCGUCUUGUUUUGCCUGGUGCUGCUCUUCCUAUGGAGUAGAGGUAAAGGCGCCACGAAGCACAACAUCGAGAUCGAGUAUGUGCCACGGAAAUCGGACGCUGGCAUGAGCAGCAGCACAGCGGAUGCUCCUCGCAAGUUUAACAUGAAAAUGAUAUAACCCAGACGAGGAAUUUAUUCAUUUUGAACAAAAAAAAUGACAAAUGGAAAAGAAGACAUUUUCUUUCCUCCCUUACCAACCUGUGGAUCCUGGUCUGUGAACAUAGAGUCAAAUGUUUUUUUCUGAUUGAAGUGCUAAAGAAGAGAGCACUUCCUGACUUGUGAAGGCAUCAACUGAAAGUCAACUUUGUCAUAUCAGUUCAUAUUCCUGUGGAUUUAUACUGGGAACAAUAUAUCUGAAAACAAAACACUUCAAACAGCCAGUAUGGGAGGGGCAGAUCGAACAUCGCUGUUUUGUGUCUGUAUUUUUUUAUUUUAUGUUAUUUUUUUCUUACAUUUGUUUCCAAGGUUGGAUGUCAAGUUAUGAAUGAGAUUUGUAUAGGUUGAUGAGCACAUGUAUACAACGUACAAUUUCAAUGAAUCACCAUUAUACUAUGUUCUACAUAUGGUCCGUUUUCUUUCCUACAGUGAUGUUCUGUAAACCAUCAAAUGUAUAUGUUGGUCACAAUCGCUAAUGAAAAAAAAAGAGUAUGUCCCACCAGUGAGCAGAGAUAUAUAACAAAGUAUAGCAAAAUGACAUGAUAGGAAAUACAGAACGAGGCACAAUAGAACAUCUUAUUUGCAGCUAAUUCAUAGCGAACUUAUUGUCUGAGAAAGAACAAUGAAGGGUACUGUAAACCAGUUGGUCAUUAGGUGACCUGAAAAACAGAAUGAUACACAUAAGUGCUCUGAAAUGACAUAAUGCAGAUGUAUAGUGCCACUUAAAAUAUUAAUUGCAAUGCUCAGUUAUGUACUGUACAAAUCAAACAAAAGGGUAUGUAAGAAUCAAUUUAAUGUGACUAACAGGAUUUUUAUCAUUGGGAAAAUGCUCUAAUAAAGCCUUUUGAGCCAUG
Gymnodraco acuticeps is the source of this 3386-nucleotide messenger RNA. It is a transcript of the gene lingo1a, whose product is annotated as leucine rich repeat and Ig domain containing 1a. Gene Ontology annotation, cellular component: plasma membrane. Gene Ontology annotation, molecular function: protein binding. NCBI's taxonomy places the organism in Eukaryota, Metazoa, Chordata, Actinopteri, Perciformes, Bathydraconidae. The transcript has 2 exons. The record is from RefSeq and is a predicted model, not a curated record. The coding region runs from base 650 to 2494 and encodes 614 amino acids.